Hyalella azteca is the source of this 615-nucleotide messenger RNA. RefSeq names its product 5-hydroxytryptamine receptor 1-like. Gene Ontology annotation, cellular component: membrane. The coding region runs from base 7 to 558 and encodes 183 amino acids. Gene Ontology annotation, molecular function: G protein-coupled amine receptor activity. Gene Ontology annotation, biological process: adenylate cyclase-activating adrenergic receptor signaling pathway. NCBI's taxonomy places the organism in Eukaryota, Metazoa, Arthropoda, Malacostraca, Amphipoda, Hyalellidae. The record is from RefSeq and is a predicted model, not a curated record. The transcript has 3 exons.
GCUGUCAUGAACGAAAGUACUUCCAACCAAAGUCACUUAGGGGAUGGAAUCCACACGAUUGGCGUCAUUGACGUGGGACAACAGCGAGAGUUUCGAGCGCAGUCUGACUCGCCCCUGCCAAACAAUAUCAAGAAAACCCGACAAUCGAGGAUUAAGUUCCAGCUCGCAAAGGAACGUAAAGCCUCAACUACACUAGGAAUCAUUAUGAGUGCGUUCAUCAUCUGCUGGCUGCCCUUUUUUGUGCUGGCUUUGGUGCGUCCGUUUUUACGAGACCCGAACUCCAUCCCAAUCUCGGUCUCGUCGCUCUUUUUGUGGCUGGGCUACGCCAACUCAACACUCAACCCCAUCAUCUACGCCACACUCAACAAGGACUUCAGAAGGCCUUUCCAGGAGAUCUUGUGUCUGCGGUGCUCGUCGCUGAAUAACCUCAUGCGCGAGGACUUCUACCACUCGCAGUUCGGCCCCGACACGCCCACGCUAUCACACGUACGCGUCAACGCGCCCCACGACAGGGUCGACUCCUGCGAGGACGCUCCUGCCAACGAUCAGCUCUCGUAGACGCAGAGCUUCACGAACUAUUGUGGUUCAGCUUCUGCCCGUCACAUGCAGCUGGCA